UUGAGGAGAGUGUUUGCUCACAUUGGGCAGGGUGCUUAAAGAGGCUCCGCUAUAGUGUCUGCUAUCGACGUCGAGACAAAAUAUUGUUUGUGGACAACGGAGUCAAACGACCAACUAGUUGACCUGAAAUGCGCUCAGUACCUUGGAGAGCUCUCGCGCGUUGUAAAUCACAAGGCGGCGUAGUGUAUACAGAUCAGCAGCGUCACUCUGACAAUUUAGUGGUAAUCACGCUAUGACGAAUGUCACGGUGCUGUUUCUGCUAAUGUGUUGUGUUCUAUGUGUGCACUUUCUGUCUGUCGGAGUAGAGGCAAGAUUACCAGACGUUCCGUUGUUGGAAAUGCGAGACUCACGCGACCAAAAACAGUUGGGUGUCCCUGUCCAUGAUAAGGGACACCUUCAGAGGGAAAUGGCUUCCUCCGUUUUGAGAAAUAAGUUCAACCGCCUUCCUGGAGUAUGUCAACGUCUACGCAGAAGGAGAAUCACAAUUCUGUGCAAUUCCAACGUGGGCAAGUACUGUUCGGUCAAAGAAGGAAUUCAACAUGGCCACAUUUGCCGCUGUCCAAGAGCAUCAAAGUGUAAAUACUUCUUUCUGAGGAGUCUGUAGAGCUCAAUCUAGAUUGCCUUUGUCAGUUGUGCUGUUUGUCUCCCCUCAAACUGUAUUGAUUACUAAAUAAAUGUACAUUUUCAAGAGAAAAAUACAUUGAACACUUCCCAGUACGUCACAAAUAGUGUCUUUUGAUAAGAAUACAGUAGUCCAAGUUGACUCUGGGAAGCUUAUUUUUCAUAUUUUAUGUUCAACUUGUGUUGUCUCUUAUCUCUGAAAAGUGGCCCUAUUUAAGGUAACAAUUUACACCCAGCAUCAUAACAAGUUAUGACACAUCAUAACCAUGUCAUAACAGCUGACAACCUGUCAUAAUAUGGUCAUAACACUGUCAUGA
Messenger RNA from Coregonus clupeaformis (lake whitefish), 938 nucleotides. RefSeq lists its product as uncharacterized. Gene Ontology annotation, molecular function: neuropeptide hormone activity. The record is from RefSeq and is a predicted model, not a curated record. The coding region runs from base 233 to 604 and encodes 123 amino acids. Gene Ontology annotation, biological process: cellular response to starvation; G protein-coupled receptor signaling pathway; negative regulation of appetite. The transcript is spliced from 3 exons. Lineage: Eukaryota; Metazoa; Chordata; Actinopteri; Salmoniformes; Salmonidae.